UUCAAAAGCUGUAAAAAGAACAGAACAGAAUAUUAAGGCUGAUAUGAGCGAAUAAGGCUUUUUCAUGACAUCAUCGAAACUUGAAACAUCUUAGGAGUUUUGUUAUGUUUUCCAAUCAGUCGGACUACCAGUGGGAUUUCUCAACGUAUCAUUAACUUAAUAUACAUGACCACCAUUAGCUGCUCAUGGAGUUGAUGUCAGUGUGCUGCAGAUGGAUCCUUUAUUUAGGUGUUGUGUCUGCUGCUGACAUUUCUGUUGUGAAAGUGAAAAUCGGAAAGCCUGUGACACUCCAUUGUGCCAUAGAUGUUGAGGACAAUGUGGAUGUGGCUUCAAAGAAGAUAGAAUGGAAAACUCUUGACCAAAUGGUGGCUAAGUUUUUGGACAAAAAAGUCACACCAGGCUGUGGCUAUGAGAACAGAGUACAGAUGUUCAAACAAAAUAUUGAAAAGGGGAAUUUAUCUCUUACCAUUACACCCACUUUGAUGAGUGAUUAUGGUGAAUAUGAAUGCCAUUAUAACAGACAACAUAAGAAAUCUUGGUCAUUGCAGAUUACAGCCAACAUUCCAGGUGUGCUUAAAGUGACUGUUGGACAGCCCAUCUGGAUUCCUUGUUAUUCAAGACGAAAAAAAUGCAAUGGAGAUGGAGAGCCAAACACGGAUCCAAUCUCUUUUGAAUGGUUGAAAGACAAUCAACGUGUAUAUUGUAUGCAGAAGGGUGGAAUAAAGGCACCGGGAAGAGCAGAUGUAUCACCUAAUGGCAUAAGAGAUGGAAAUGUAUCUCUUUUCUUUCACACAGCAUAUUUUUCUGACAGCGGGACCUAUCGGUGCAGUCAACAAAAUGAAACUACUGUACUUAAGCUGAAUAUUCACAAAAAAGAAGUACACGUUUCUAUGAAGGAUCCUCUCUCCCUUCCGCUUUACACAGUCGAUCCCGUUGAUGUGUACUUCCAGAAGGAUGGUUCCAGCAAUACAGUCUUACUUAGUGCAUAUGACAAGAACUGGAAAUACAUCAACAAGACUCAAACACUUGAGUUGCUUCUUGUAAUGAGGAAGCAUUUAGGGACAUACACUGUAAAAGAUAGAAAAAGAGAAGAAAUAUUUUGUACAUACAUUGUGACAUCUCCUGAUGACAAUGUUACACCUGAUGAGUCAAAGUAUAAAAAUGCUCUGAUACCCAUAUUCAUAUUUAUAUGCAUUGCAACAGUAGUGUUUGUCUAUUAUUGCAAUAUAUAUGGAAGCAACUGAAAUCCAUGCAUUUCCACA
Alosa alosa (allis shad) is the source of this 1262-nucleotide messenger RNA. RefSeq lists its product as uncharacterized. The transcript is spliced from 6 exons. The coding region runs from base 186 to 1244 and encodes 352 amino acids. NCBI's taxonomy places the organism in Eukaryota, Metazoa, Chordata, Actinopteri, Clupeiformes, Clupeidae. The record is from RefSeq and is a predicted model, not a curated record.